Molecule: messenger RNA, 890 nt
Organism: Vidua macroura (Pin-tailed whydah)
Lineage: Eukaryota; Metazoa; Chordata; Aves; Passeriformes; Viduidae
Gene: TMEM174
Product: transmembrane protein 174
Exons: 2
Coding region: 122-856 (244 amino acids)
Source: RefSeq, a predicted model, not a curated record
CUGUUAACCAUACACACACAAAGUUCUUGUAUAACUAACCUGAACCUUCGACUUUAAAUGCUCUGCCAAGUCAUUUACAAGCCCUCUUUCUCUUGAAGAAGAAGAUACAUUAUACUCAGUAAUGGAGCAAAACAACAACAAUGUAGAAGAUUUCUCCUUGAAUGUCUUUUCUGUCACUCCUUGUCAGCCAAACAGGUCGGAUGCCCUGGUGUCAGAUGGGGAUAAAGCUGGCACCACUCUACUCUUUUCAGGUGUGUUUUUGGGACUGGUGGGGAUCACUUUCACCGUGAUGGGAUGGAUAAAAUAUGAUGGCAUUACUCACCUGGAGUGGACUCAGUUACUAGGGCCUAUUCUGCUGUCUGUUGGGGUGACUUUUGUUCUGAUUGCUGUUUGUAAAUUUAACAUGCUUACAUGCAAGCCCUGUAAAGAAAGAGAGGAAAAUACAUCGGAACUUGACCAGGCUGCAAGCGGACAGUCUUUUGUCUUCACCGGCAUUAACCAGCCUAUAACUUUCCAUGGUGCCACAGUGGUACAGUACAUCCCUCCACCAUACCCAUCCCAGGAAGGCGCUGCUGUGAGUCCCGGCUACCUUCACCCAGUGCUCAGCUGCUGCGGUGCUGCUCCUCCCAGCACCUCGCCACUGCUCACCUCAGGUUCUCCUCACUUCUGCCCUGCCUACACCCUGGAUAACCUGGCUUUUACAGGAGAUGAAAACUACACUGCUUAUCCUGCAGAGAAUUCCAGGAAUCAGAGGUCAGAAGACAGUUCUGAUGAACCAGAAGGACUGCUGGAAGACUAUGCCAGUAAUAACUUGUCACCUCCACGUUAUGAGGAAAUAUACCCUUUUUCUUCAUAAAAUCAUCUUGGACAACAGAUAACAAUCCUAAGAG